Messenger RNA from Microdochium trichocladiopsis, 641 nucleotides. RefSeq names its product 60S ribosomal protein L27-A. The transcript has 4 exons. The record is from RefSeq and is a predicted model, not a curated record. NCBI's taxonomy places the organism in Eukaryota, Fungi, Ascomycota, Sordariomycetes, Xylariales, Microdochiaceae. Gene Ontology annotation, cellular component: ribosome; cytosolic large ribosomal subunit. Bases 69 to 476 code for a protein of 135 amino acids. Gene Ontology annotation, molecular function: structural constituent of ribosome. Gene Ontology annotation, biological process: translation.
CAGACACACUUUGGAUUUUCCCUGCACAACACCCCACGCCGACUUCAUUCGACAACCCAGCCGUCAAGAUGAAGUUCCUCAAGGUCGGAAGAGUCGCCAUCAUCACCCGCGGCCGCUACGCCGGUAAGAAGGUUGUUAUCAUUCAGCCUGUCGACUCCGGCAACAAGGCCCACCCCUAUGGUCACGCUCUGGUCGCCGGCAUUGAGAGAUACCCCUCCAAGAUCACCCGCCGGAUGUCCAAGACCCGCCAGGAGAAGCGCUCCAAGAUCAAGCCCUUCAUCAAGGCCGUCAACUACAACCACCUGAUGCCCACCCGUUACACACUCGAGCUUGAGGGACUCAAGGGUGCCCUUACCGCCGAGACCUUCAAGGAGGUCAGCCAAAGGGAAGAUGCCAAGAAGAACGUCAAGAAGGUCCUGGAGGAGCGCUACACGAGCGGCAAGAACAGAUGGUUCUUCACCCCUCUGAAGUUCUAAAUCAAUUUCCACAUUGCUGCGUCUUCUGUCGUUUCGGUCAUUAACGGGGUCAUGGGCUGGGGAUGUGUUUUUGGCAUCAUCACACACGGCAUAGGGAGCCUAAAAUAAGGAGUCACGCGCUCUGGAAUCUGAUAGAGAUUUUAACAUCAGACGGCUUUACGAACA